Messenger RNA from Pteropus alecto (black flying fox), 2098 nucleotides. It is a transcript of the gene RIPK4, whose product is annotated as receptor interacting serine/threonine kinase 4. Gene Ontology annotation, cellular component: cytoplasm. Gene Ontology annotation, biological process: protein phosphorylation. The coding region runs from base 1 to 2064 and encodes 687 amino acids. NCBI's taxonomy places the organism in Eukaryota, Metazoa, Chordata, Mammalia, Chiroptera, Pteropodidae. The transcript is spliced from 9 exons. The record is from RefSeq and is a predicted model, not a curated record. Gene Ontology annotation, molecular function: protein kinase activity; protein binding; ATP binding.
AUGGAGGGCGACAGCGGGAGCCCGUGGGCCCUGGGGCUUCUGCGAACCUUCGAGGCGGACGAGUUCGCGGGCUGGGAGAAGGUCGGCUCGGGCGGCUUCGGGCAGGUGUACAAGGUGCGCCAUGUCCACUGGAAGACGUGGCUCGCUAUCAAGUGCUCGCCGAGCCUGCACGUCGACGACAGGGAGCGCAUGGAGCUUUUGGAGGAAGCCAAGAAGAUGGAGGUGGCCAAGUUCCGUUACGUGCUGCCCGUGUACGGCAUCUGCCGCGAGCCCGUGGGGCUGGUCAUGGAGUACAUGGAGACCGGCUCCCUGGAGAAGCUGCUGGCGUCCCAGCCGCUGCCCUGGGAGCUGCGCUUCCGUGUCAUCCACGAGACCGCGGUGGGCAUGAACUUCCUGCACUGCAUGUCCCCGCCCCUGCUGCACCUGGACCUCAAGCCUGCAAACAUCCUGCUGGACGCCCACUACCACGUGAAGAUCUCCGACUUCGGGCUGGCCAAGUGCAACGGGCUCUCCCACUCCCAGGACCUGAGCAUGGACGGCCUGUUCGGCACCAUCGCCUACCUCCCCCCAGAGCGCAUCCGUGAGAAGAGCCGGGUCUUCGACACCAAGCACGACGUGUACAGCUUCGCCAUCGUGAUCUGGGGUGUUCUGACGCAGAAGAAGCCGUUUGCAGACGAGAAGAACAUCCUGCACAUCAUGGUGAAGGUGGUGAAGGGCCACCGCCCCGAGCUGCCGCCCGUGUGCAGAGCCAGGCCGCGUGCCUGCAGCCACCUCCUGCGCCUCAUGCAGAGGUGCUGGCAUGGGGACCCACGUGGACGGCCCAGCUUCCAGGAAAUUACUUCUGAAACUGAGGACCUGUGUGACAAGCCUGAUGACGAGGUGAAGGACAUGACGCAGGACCUGGAUGUGAAGGACCCUCCGGAACCCAGGAGCGAGGCCGUGUCCACGCCCCUCAAGCGAGCCUCGGCUCCGGCCUUCGACAAGGACGACAGCCUCUCGGAGCUGCUGUCACAGCUGAGCUCGGGCACCUCCCAGACGCUCGAGGGCCCGGGCGAGCUCAGCCGCAGCGCCUCCGAAUCCAGGCUCCCGUCGGCGAGCAGCGGCAAGAGGCUGUCGGGGGUGUCCUCUGUCGAUUCUGCCUUCUCCUCCAGGGGGUCGCUGUCCCUGUCUUUCGAGCGGGAGCCUUCCACGGGCGACCUCGGCACGGCAGACGUGCAGAAGAAGAAGCUCGUGGAUGCCAUCGUGAACGGAGACACCAGCCGGCUGAUGAAGCUCCUGCAGCCGCAGGACGUGGACCUGGUGCUGGACGGCGGCGGCAGCCUGCUGCACCUGGCGGUGGAGGGGGGCCAGGAAGACUGCGUCAAGUGGCUGCUCCUCAACAACGCCAACCCCAACCUCACCAACCGCAGGGGCUCCAGCCCGCUGCACGUGGCCGUGGAGAAGCGCGCGCGGGGCAUCGUGGAGCUGCUGCUGGCCCGGAAGGUCAGCGUCAACGCCACCGACGAGGACCAGUGGACGGCGCUGCACUUCGCGGCCCAGAACGGGGACGCGUGCAGCACGCGGCUCCUGCUGGAGAAGGGGACCGACCUGCACUCCGACGUGGACGUCCGCAACGAGCUCGCGCAGACGCCCCUGCACGUGGCGGCGGAGACGGGGCACACGAGCACCGCCAGGCUGCUCCUGCACCGGGGAGCCCGCAGGGAGGCGGUGACCGCGGAGGGCUGCACCGCCCUGCACCUGGCUUCCCGGAACGGCCACCUGGCGACCGUCAGGCUCCUGCUGGAGGAGAAGGCUGAUGUGCUGGCUCGGGGGCCCCAGGGCCAGACGGCGCUGCACCUGGCCGCAGCCCACGGGCACGCGGAGGUGGUAGAGGAGCUGGUCAGUGCCGACGUGCUCGACCUGCCCGACGAGCAGGGGCUCAGCGCGCUGCACCUGGCCGCCCAGGGCAGGCACGCCAAGACGGUGGAGACGCUGCUCAAGCACGGGGCGCACGUCAACCUGCAGAGCCUCAAGUUCCAGGGGACCCUCAGCCCCGCUUCCAUGCUCCGGCGAAGCAAGACCUAGCCUGCUGCCCUCGGAGCCUGGAACCCUGGCGGGG